Messenger RNA from Triticum urartu, 2067 nucleotides. Its product is annotated as putative LRR receptor-like serine/threonine-protein kinase At3g47570. Gene Ontology annotation, molecular function: ATP binding; protein kinase activity. Lineage: Eukaryota; Viridiplantae; Streptophyta; Magnoliopsida; Poales; Poaceae. Gene Ontology annotation, cellular component: membrane. The record is from RefSeq and is a predicted model, not a curated record. Gene Ontology annotation, biological process: protein phosphorylation.
AAGGGGCUCAUCGAUAGAACGAAGCUACGUAUGUAUACACACCGCCACAUAGUAUUUUUCAGCCAGCAUUGACCGAGCCAAGGCUCAAUCAGGGGCAUCUCCGUAAAUUGCAAUCCCUGCCAACCAUGACUUUUCUGUCUACCUAGCUUCCUUUUCACCCGGGCCAUCCAUCAAUAUAAGCACAUCCAGGCUCCACCGAUGCAGCAACCAACACUCAGGCAAAUACGUACAGACACAUAGAUCAAACAAAGUGAAACCCCAAUGGCCUCCAGUUUGCUGAUAAUCAUACUCCCGGGUGCCACUAUAGCUCUUGGCGCUACUGCUUUUUGCUUCUACUCUUGGUGCCUAUCAAUCGGAAAGAAACUUGAGAAAGGCAAGGUCGAAGCUUCUAUUGAUCUGGAAGACCCGGUAAGCCAUCAGUUAAUCUCUCAUGUCGAUCUUGUCCGCGCCACAGAUAAUUUUAGUGAAGAUCACAUGUUGGGAUCUGGGGGCUUUGGAAAAGUUUUUAAGGACCAACUGAGCAGCGGUUUGGUGGUUGCAAUAAAGGUUCUCGAUAUGCGGUCCAAGCACAGCGUUAAGAGCUUUGAAGCGGAAUGUCGUGUGUUCCGCAUGGCGCGUCACCGCAACCUGAUACGGGUAAUUAACACAUGCUAUAACAUGGACUUCAUAGCACUGGUGUUGCAGUACAUGCCCAACGGCAGCUUAGACAUGCUACUUCACCACUCAGAAGAUGGGGCAAGACAAUUCGGGUUUCGUGAGAGGUUAGGCGCUAUGCUUGACGUAUCGAUGGCAAUGGAGUAUCUGCACCAUGGAUACCAUGAAGUGGUUUUGCAUUGUGACUUGAAGCCUAGCAAUGUAUUGUUUGAUGAGGACAUGACUGCACAUGUGGCGGACUUUGGCAUUGCAAGGUUACUACAAUGUGAGGAUAGCUCAACGAUCUCUUCAAACAUGCCUGGUACAAUUGGAUACAUGUCACCAGAGUAUGGGUCAUAUGGAAAAGCAUCACGACUGAGUGAUGUGUUUAGCUACGGAAUAAUGCUCCUUGAAGUUUUUACUGGAAGGAAGCCUACAGAUGCUAUGUUCGUCGGAGAACUAAGCCUUAGGCGAUGGGUUUACCAGUCAUUUCCCGCAGAGCUGACCCAUGUCGUUGAUGCCCGGCUACUGCAAGGCUCCUCCUCAAGUUGCAACUUGCACGCUUCGUCGUUGUAGUGCCGGCGGCGCCACCCUCCGCGCACCACGAGGACACCUCCUUGUAGUCCAGCUCACAUCACGAACCUUCCGCAAGACCGAAGAUUGCUGCAUCACAGUGCCAAUGAUCCUUCAGCCAUCUCGUUUGCAGCGCCGCAACAGUCGACAAGGUGCUGCAUCGCCCUCGGCUUGCAGCGCCGGCAACAGUCGGCGAGCUGCUGCAUCACCGGCUUGCAGCGUCGGCAACAAUCAACGAACAAAAACAUCGCCUUGGUGAGCUCCGACGUGCGGGGCGGCAAAGGGCAGGCAACGGCAACUCCUCACGGGAAGGAAGAUUUGGCAGAGGGGGUCGAAUUCGAGGGUGAAUAGGAAGGCCGGGCUACUGGAGGGUUUUCUGGUUGAAGUAGGCGGCGGUGGUGGUGCUCAUCGUGGGGUCCUCUCCUCUGCUUGCGCGCGGUGGAGAAGACGAAAGGGGGGGGGGGAGAAACGUGUGGAAGAGAUGGCUCUACAAAUAGAUAUAAGGUGGGGAGCUGUGGGCCGACCCCACAGGCGCAUAUGGCACGCAGUGGAGACUGCUCGACGAGAGUAAAGAUCAUCCUGUUGUCAUUAAGAGUUUUGCAAUAUUUUAGGCAUAGACCUUGACGCAUGGUUUGAUAGAGGAUGUAGGCGCAAGGGGGUUCAUCAACAUGUUUUCGUUCAAAUAUUUCUUAGGGAGUGCCUAGAACUCAUCUAGAUGAGUUAUAGUUUGGUAUCAUUCACCUUACCUCAGCUGUCUUGGCCCUAUUUUGGUUGUUUCCCAAACUAGGUUCUCGUAAUUCUCCCCAUUAGCCCAUUUAAGUUUUUUUAAACUAGACUAUUUAAGUUUUAUUAUGUGUUGUC